AUGACUUUACGGAGCAAGCGUGCUUUCCAAACAAACUUCCGCUUUGAAUAUAACCUUGGGCAUUUUCGUUUUCUUUCAGAAGAAGCAUUCCCGGACUUGGAUAACGAAGCCAUUCAUUGCCUCAGCAGUAAAUUGGAAGCGUUUGACUUGAGGGGAUUUAUUUUGACAGUAGUGGAAGUCCGUGUUUAUCCAUGUAACAACAGUAGUCAAGGAAGCGGAAAAAAGAAAUUUACAACUUUCACGAUCAAGCCAGAAGGCGUAAUAAUUCAAGGUUCGAAUAGAAGCCGGAAUGCAAAUACUAUUGAUGUUGGAGCUGAGUAUGCGAAGCACAUCGGAAGAAAGUUGCAGCGAUACGAACUCUCAGACACUCGUGCCUGUCAACUUUUGGUGACAACUCACGCAAAGAGUUUCUGGGUGGUGCCUGCGCCUGAAGCAUUUUCUCGUCACUCUGGUACUUGUAGGCUUUUGGGUGAUCGGAAGCAUCCCGCAGCCAACCACACGUUGCAAGUUGGCGACUUUCUCCGCGUUGGUUCUGUUGGCGUAGUUGUGAUUGAGACUCACGAUGGAAUUGAGAAUCGUGUUCUAAGCGAGGAAAAAAUUCAAAAAAUUAUGAAAGAUACCACAAACAACAACGGAGGCUUUUUGGAUCUUGCCGAAACCGACGGCGAAAACUCCGAGGACUCUAUGGAAGAGGUUCAAGCAACGACUCCCCCUCCAGUAGCAACUGGCGACAAGCCCGUCUGCUAUAUGUGUUUUGAUGACGAAGAUACAGACGAAAACCCUUUGAUCACCCCUUGCAAGUGCAUUGGCGACACGAAGUUUGUACAUGUAGAGUGUUUGAGAAAAUGGCACACUGCGGAGGCGGACAACAAAAUUUGCUUUCUAUCGUCUGUUGAUGCAACUUGUUCCGUAUGCAAAAGCACAUUCAAGUCAGAUUUUAAGUUGAAGGAUGGGAGACACGUGAAACUUUUCAAGUCUUCCUUGGAACCACCAUACGUGUCUCUGUUGGUGGCAACGAAGCACGAAAUGGCUCAGCGUCUCUUUAACACUCGUUUCCAACUGUCGUUCAGCACUCUUCUGAGGGCUGAUGGGCGCAAUGCUACUCGAGCGCUCCAAUUGGGAAGAUCUUCAGGAUCGGAUAUGGUGCUAGAUUAUCGCACUGUCUCCGCAAGGCAUGCUUCGAUUCGAUUCAAGAAUGGUGAAUUCAUUUUCACUGAUUCAUCUUCUUCCAAUGGUUCCUAUCUUUACCUCAGAAGGCCACUGGAGUUAUCGCCAUCGCAGUCGGUACAAUUCCGCCUUGGACGAUCCAUGAUAUCCAUGAAAGUGGUUAACAAGUGGAACCGUCGAUUGCUUCGAGCAGUUCGACGAACAGGACAAUCGGGGGGUAAGGAUGCUGAAGGAAGUGAUACAGCUACUGAUGAUCGCUCUAUCGGCAGCAACGAUGACGAUGUUCGCGUUACCGACGGCAGUACCGGUGUUGUAACCAAGACUAUUUCACGGCGUACACGCGACAGCGUGAUGGAAACAAUGCCGCCUCCAGGUCUUUUGUCUCAACAGUCUGGAAAGCACCUAGACUUGUUGUACGCCCUUGCAUAUCCAAAACGUGUUGCGAAAGAUGCGAAUCAAAUUAGGUCAAAUAGUAAGCCUCGAGUAAAGGUUGUCGAAGGGAAUGAGGAGGAGAAUGAAGAUCAAGCUGAAGAAUCAGCUGAAUUGAACACAGAAACAGUUUUGUCCUCAGAAUGA
Messenger RNA from Cylindrotheca closterium, 1743 nucleotides. NCBI's taxonomy places the organism in Eukaryota, Bacillariophyta, Bacillariophyceae, Bacillariales, Bacillariaceae. The record is from the annotation of a GenBank genome assembly.